This is a messenger RNA of Funneliformis mosseae, 738 nucleotides long. The record is from the annotation of a GenBank genome assembly. Lineage: Eukaryota; Fungi; Glomeromycota; Glomeromycetes; Glomerales; Glomeraceae.
AUGAAGAUUGAAGAAGAGUCAAAAGACAUAAUUGUACUUGCUGAAAUUUUAGGAGAUGGAAAAACAUUGACAGCAUUUGGAAUUGCCAUGCAAUGUUGGUCAAUCUAUAUUGAUUGUUCUCCUAUUAUAGGGCAAUAUGAUGCCCAUUUGACAUCAGAACUUCAAAGAAUCAUAGGUAUAAAACCUAAGUUUAAUUGUAUUGAUCAACAAAAUGAAGCAUUUUACAUGCUGGACAUAGUGGUAGUCUCACGUGAACUUUUACUUGUUAAGAUGAUUAUUGAAGAAAAUAUCUUAGGCCUUAAAAAAUAUGAUACUCUUACUAUUACUACAUUUAUCAAAAAGAUUAAUGCUUGUCUCAAAGUAUCUAAUCUAACCUUAAUAUUUGAUGAAGCACAAAUCCUAUGUGGAUUCGAAUAUGGAAAAUAUCAAGGGAGUUCAGUUCCUGGUAAAGAAUGGAAUCUUUUGCAAGGUUAUGUAGCACAUCUCAAAUAUCCCAUUACCUGCCUUUUUGUCAGCACAUACAUGCAUAUGGCGAACGGAAUUUCUCUUAUCACUUCUGCUGGAAAAGUUCCAAAUUUGCAUACUCAUAUUGUACUAAAACUUCCCUUUCUUUCACAUGAUGAUGUCUUGCAGAACCUUGAUGCCAUAAUUGACCUAACGCAUGUUACGCCCGAAACUUGCAACCUCUUGAGAUAUAUUCUCAGAGGGCGACCUCGAAACUGUGCAUCAUUUGUUUAG